CAGAAUAAAAAUUCUGUUAAAAAACCGCCAUGGAAGCCACUUCAUGUUCGCUCCUCAACUCUUUUCGCAUAAUCAACUCCACCAAUUCCACCAAUAAAUUCUACUACGAAACCCCAGCAAGAAUCCACCACAAGCUCUCUAAUUUUCCUUCAUUUUCCACCACUUUCCCCUCGCUCAAUUUUCCUGGAAAAUUUCUGCAUACAAAUGGCGGCUUCACUGCUUUCUGCUCAACCUCCCCCAAUAAGACUCAAAACCCAUCUCAGGAACUCGCUCUUCUUCUUGAAGUUGAUGGGAUCCUUGUGGAUGCAUAUCGGUUAGGCAAUCGGCAAGCCUUCAAUGUAGCGUUUCAAAAGCUUGGGCUUGACUGUGCAAAUUGGUCUGUGCCUGUCUAUACAGACCUUUUAAGGAAGAGUGCUGGUGAUGAGGAAAGAAUGCUGGUUCUAUUCUUUAAUCGAAUAGGUUGGCCUACUUCAUUGCCCACAAAUGAGAAGGAAACAUUUGUGACACGUGUCUUGCGGGAAAAGAAAAAUGCAUUCAAUGAAUUUCUGGUGUCAAAGGAUGUACCUUUACGACCUGGAGUUGAAGAAUUUAUUGAUGAAGCAUACAAUGAAGGAAUACCUGUCAUGAUCAUAUCAGCCUAUAGUAAAAGUGGCGAUAAAAUUGCCAGAGCUGUUAUUGAGAAGCUUGGCCAUGAAAGAAUUUCAAAAAUAAAAAUUGUUGGGAAUCAAGAGGUAGAACAGAGUUUAUACGGACAAGUAGUACUUGGAAUGUCUUCUGAUACGGAUGAACAACUGGCCACAGAAGCAAGAAAAGCAGUUUCUGCUCAGAAACAAAAGAUAGCAGAGGAGGUUGCGUCUAUGCUAAAGUUGAGUGUUGAUAUUGAUACUACCUCACCUGAAAGCUUAGAUAAGAUUGUAGCUGCAUUGCGUGCGGGAGCAGAAUAUGCUGGAAAACCAGUACAGAAUUGUGUCCUUAUUUCAGGAAGUCAAUCUGGAGUGGCUGGGGCUCAAAGAAUAGGCAUGCCUUGCGUUGUAUUGCGGAGCAGUUUGAUAUCUAGAGCAGAAUUCCCGUCAGCAAAUGCUAUAAUGGACGGGUUUGGAGGAGCAGACUUGACAAUCUCUAAACUACGCAACAAGCAAUGGUCAUGAGAUCGAUUCAAGUAUUUUUCUGUGUUAAUCUAUGAUGUGAGCAUUCUUGUCCCCUUCUUUCUUUCCUUCCCUUAAUCAGAAGUAUCGAGGCUGAUAACAUCUCAUAUGGUGUUCGAGUGCUCAAUGGCUGUAAACCGUGCUACUUUCACCAAUAAUUUUGUGAUGAAAGAGUCAUUGACUUCUGAAUUCUGUAGAUUUUGCAGAAUUGUAACUCCAAUAUGCCAUAACCCUAUUCUCCAGUCAGGCUUAGAUACAAACUAGUGUAAACAGUUUAAUGAGCGGCUCGCUUCACGUGAUUUGUUGCUUUCUUUGUGUUGGGCUUGUUGGCUAGCUUUGUUUAUAAUCUCUUCAUAUGAACACAAGUCCUGGAGAAACUUAAAACAGUUUUAUUUGAAUAAAACAUCAUGACAACUUUUAUUUUGAUUUGAUUUAA
Molecule: messenger RNA, 1581 nt
Organism: Pistacia vera
Lineage: Eukaryota; Viridiplantae; Streptophyta; Magnoliopsida; Sapindales; Anacardiaceae
Product: CBBY-like protein
Exons: 11
Coding region: 30-1148 (372 amino acids)
Molecular function (GO): hydrolase activity
Source: RefSeq, a predicted model, not a curated record